This is a messenger RNA of Miscanthus lutarioriparius, 672 nucleotides long. NCBI's taxonomy places the organism in Eukaryota, Viridiplantae, Streptophyta, Magnoliopsida, Poales, Poaceae. The record is from the annotation of a GenBank genome assembly.
AUGGACCUCUUAGAGCACCCCUUGGAGGCUGUCGCCUUCCGCCUCUACUCCCUCCCGAUCCCGGAGGCGGCCUCCGCGGCCACAGGCGCCGCGGCCGCGUGGACCUGCCUCGCCGCGGUCCUUGCCGCCGCCGCCGCGGGCCUUUGGCGCCUGCGCUCAUCCACGCCCGCCGCCGCUGUCGCCGUCUCCACGAAGCCUCUGCAGCUGGAUCCGUCUCGCUCCGCGGAGGUGUCGUCGCCGGAGCCGCCGUCCAGGCCGUCGUUGCCGACCGCGGCGGCGUCGACCAAGGAGAGGUACACGGCGUACUACCGCGACGCCGGCUGCGUCGGGUGCUGCGACGUGGGCAGCGACGAAGACGGAAACAACGACGAGGAGGAGGAUGACGAUGCGGACGAGGAGCACGAGGACGGUGACCGCAACGUGUUCGUUUCGGAUGGGGCGGAUCCUUUCGGGUGGGAGGUGGUGAGGUCGCUGCGGCCUCUCAGCCCGACGGCGGCGGCGGAGAUGGGGCGGCGGUACCGGAGGAGCCCGACGGCGGCGCUCAGCAGCGGCAGCGUGGUGCAGCUGUGGGAUCACGGCGCCGGGGCUGGGGCCGGGGGUAGCUUGACGACGCCGAUGGCGAGCCCGCGGCGGAGGGGCCGAGUAGUCGUCGGCGCCGUCUCGGCCUUCUGA